Messenger RNA from Bipolaris sorokiniana ND90Pr, 1800 nucleotides. RefSeq lists its product as uncharacterized. The record is from RefSeq and is a predicted model, not a curated record. The coding region runs from base 1 to 1800 and encodes 599 amino acids. The transcript has 3 exons. Lineage: Eukaryota; Fungi; Ascomycota; Dothideomycetes; Pleosporales; Pleosporaceae.
AUGAGGGAGACUACAGGCUUCCCAGGACCUUUGCUGGAGAGGAACACCGACAAGUCAGCCGUCAGAUCUACCAAACAAUGUCCUUAUGCUUCCAUCUUCGAUCAACCACAGGGUUAUUUUGAGGAAGCGAUGAAAGAUACCAAGGGCUGGGACACCUUGCAUAGGUACCACGGCUCACGCAGCCAACAAUUUGGAGAUGCAAACGAGUUCGACCAAUCCAGCAUGGCGAACACCAGCUUUGAUAAGGAUGAACCCACGGCUCCUGAUCAGAAUUCUUGUGCGCAGGCAUCGCAAUCAGCUGCUGCAAUGGACACCACUCUUCCACAUGGUCUAGGGAACUGUAUUAAACGCGUUGGCCCGAACUUCCUAGGCCACGAACCGAGAAAGGAGUCUUCCCAGUCGUACAUGUUUCAUCGCAGAUCCUUCUCUGGCGAAGAGCCCUCAUUUGCUACCGUACUCUCUGCCCCGCCAACCUCGUCGAGACACAGCAGUGCACCUCCACAUAUUCCAGGUCAGCAUUACGGACCGUUUCUUGGCCGAUUUCGAACCUCGGAAGACGCAAAAGUAUACCGCCGUGAUAAAAUGCGUUUUGGAAGAAGGCCAUGGAGAGAUCCCGAUAGCGACCCUACCAUUGCGGAGACGGAACACAACCGUGAUUUUCAUGUAGAACGCAUAUACAACGCCAUGAUUUGUGGAGAUUUUGCACGAGACAACGCGAAGUCUACUGCUCUGAAAAGAUGGGUUCACGAGCCACAUUACUCGUCAGAUCUUGUCGAAGCAUAUGCUCACAAGGUAUUCGAUUGCUUGCUUGAACAGGUCAAAAAGGGGUUUCGAGGUUGGAACCAAAAUGACUAUGUGAACGAUGAGAGAAAGGGCGAAGAUGACGACAAGGACAUUGACUGUGCAGGCCGUUUGAAGAACGUCAUUGCUGCACUACGGCAAGAAAAAUCGAUUUGCGAGAACGUCAUGAGUUCGGCCUGGCAGAUACGCAUGUUUGUGAACGCACCCAAGGCGUACGCUAAGCGCAAGGAUCAGAAUCGCGUGGGAAAUAGCAAGCGACCAAAUGCAAAAAGCAAUGAAGGCGCAGAAGGUGAAUCGCGUCCGUCAAAGAGGCGGAGGAACACGGUGCAAAGCAAACAGGCACAACAGCGUUCACUGAUGACCGAGUCAGGAUUGUCGCGAGGCUCACUCCCUCGGCAGCAGUACCAGUCACAUUACCAGCCGUCUACAGAGAGGCCUCCAAAAUCAAGGUUAGCCGCACGGGAAUCUUCCGUUCAUUUCCCUUCUUAUUCACAUGACGAUACCUUUGGCCACCAAGGAGCUAUCGCCUUGACGCCAGCGACAUCAUCGAGGCAGGUCUCUCUGGCUCCUCGGCAGGAGAGUCAAUAUCGCAUCGCACCCAUGCCAGUGGUGCAGCAAUCUCCCUUCUCCCCUCUGCCAAUCUCACCCGGGAUCAUAACUGAGGCGCAUACACCAGAUGGCGUGAGGCUAGCGGCCAUGGCCCACAGCUUGGGCAGGUGGCAGGGUGCGACUGACCCCGACUUUCCAAUCGACACAUCUCGGCAGCUGGACAAUGCCGAUUAUACAAUGCCUUAUACCGGCUGCAGUGCGCCUGCCUACGACAAUACGCUGGAGCAGCCUGAUCCUUCAAUGGGGAUAUGUCUUGCCGACACGGAAAUUAUUUCCUCACUUCCAACGGAGGAGGAAUUGCAAGAUGAUAUCUUUCAGCAGUAUUGGGCGCAACACCAUUCGGAUCUGCAACAAUCCCCGUACACUCCAGGAGAGCAGAAGCAUCAUUGA